Pimephales promelas (fathead minnow) is the source of this 2156-nucleotide messenger RNA. The record is from RefSeq and is a predicted model, not a curated record. Lineage: Eukaryota; Metazoa; Chordata; Actinopteri; Cypriniformes; Leuciscidae.
AUCUUAGAAAAUAUUUUCGAUAAGUCAAAAAUCGUUCAAUUAACUGUUAAGAACGGUUUUCAAAAACAUAUGAAAUUAAAAAAAAAACUAUUUUCUGUAAAUUUGAAUCAUGUUUUAAACGAGAUUUGUCAUUGACUCGACUGUUUGGGAAAUGUAAAGCCUAAAAGUGAACUUAAAGCUAUAAAACAUGAAGAUGCUCAGGUUCAGCUUCAGAAAAAGGAAGGAAAUAUUAACAUCUGUUGGCCUGGUCUUUUUUUUAGACAUUCACAACACUUUUGCAACAGCACACAACUUCUUCAAAGCUGGAGAAAUCUGCAACAUGUAAUGAAAUAUUGUCAAAUUUUAAGCAUGGACUUCAGACUCAUAUCACUGAUCCUACUUCUACACAUCUCGGGUUCUCUAACAUUGGACUCCCUCUCUGUGACCUGUAAAGAUGUUUGUGCUCCGACUGAAAGCCCUGUGGAGCUGAGAUGUUCUUAUGCCAAAAUCAAAAUCAAAACUGUGUUAUGGUUCAGCCAGAAACAGAGUUCAAACUGGAGAAAGAAUGAUGAACCUGAAGAUUUGACUUUAGACUCGGACUACUCAGGACGGGUGAAGCAGGAGGUCUUAUACGGCCGUUCAACACUCACAAUAUCAGACCUGAGAGAGAGAGACUCUGGAGAAUAUCAGCUCAUGUUCAUCAUGAAGGAUGGAGUUAAACGUCUCAGCUCAGUCGCCGUCAAUCUAACAGUCACAGUCCUGCAGAUGAGAAUGAAUCCUGCAACAACAGACCCGAGAGAUCAGAGAAUAAAACUGACCUGUGAUUCUUCCUGCACCACUGAUCGGUAUUAUUACUGGAUGAAGGAUGGACAGUAUUUAAAACGUACAAGGUCUAACAACAUGCUUGUGUCACCCAGUACAGAGGCUGGCAGAUAUUCCUGUGGUCUUGAUUUUAACCUUAAACAUCACUCCUCUUCUGUGUGUAUUUCUGAGAGUGGCUGCUGGGAUGUGUCUUACUCCUCUAGAAGAGUCUGUGCUUUGAUGGGCUCAACAGUAGAUAUUUCCAGCACAUAUUCACAUCCCUCUGGUUCUACUAUAAAUAAAACAUUCUGGCAUUACGAUCAGCCUGGUGACUUCAAUGAUCUGCGUGAGGAGCAUCAGUUUGCUGGUCGUGUGGAGUAUGAGGGAAACACACUGAGAAUCAAAGAGCUCAAGAUGAGUGACUCUGGAGAAUAUAGAUUCAGGAUCAUCACUGACACAGCAGAAGGAAAAUACUCUGGAUCACCUGGAGUCAUGCUUACUGUCACAGAUACGACAGUGAUAAGCAGCCCAAACAUUAUAUCAGAGGGACAGGAAGUGAUAUUAAGCUGUUCAACUAAAUGCACCCUGAACAACAAUCAUACUUACAUCUGGUACAAGAACGGACGGCAGGUAACGGAUGGAUUCACUAAAGCCAACAAGCUGUACCUGGACUCAGUCAGCAAUGAAGAUCUUCAAGAGUAUUCCUGUGCUGUAGAAGAAAGUCCAAAGAGGAAAACAUCUUUACUGAUCGCUGUCAUCACACUGUCCGUGUUUCUGAUCAUUACAUUCAUAGGAGUCCUGUGGUAUAGUUUAAACAGGAGGAGAAGGAAUAAUUCAUCUCAACAGCACGAAGACACUAAGGAUGUUGUACAGUCGGGUUCAGCAACACUCUAUGAUAAUGCUGAACCCUUAUCUAUGGUCUGUACACAGGAUGAAGUGCUUCACAUGAAAGAUCAGGACGUUCAUUAUUCAACUAUUAUUUUCAAACAGUCUCACGUGAAGAACACAUCUUUGGCACCUACUACUGUACAUUCAACGUCAGAUGAUGUUCACUAUGAAUCUGUGAAGUUCAGUAGACCCGUUUAGACCCGCUAUUAAAAAAACUACUAACUGAACUACAGCCAUAUUGUGAACAAGCUUUUGCUCUUGCCAAAUGUCUAUGGUUUUUCUGUAGUUUAAAACAGAAUUUUUCUUAAAUUAUUCAAAAAUAUGGAGGAUUUUGUAAUGAGUGACAUGAGUAAUAAUCUUUAUAAUGCAUGUUUUUAUCAAACACUUUUAUUGCCUGCUUAAAUUGCGUGUAUGUCUUUAGAUUAAACUAAUAAAUUAUGUCAGAUUGUCAAAAGAUUUUUAUUUCAAAUAAAUGCUGUUUCUCAACA